GGAAAUGUCAGAGAUUUUCAUUUUCUAAUUUCUGUGGCAACCCUGGGAGAUGUCAUCAUCAGUUAUUUGUAUUCAUCGAGUGAGGGCAAUCAGAGCUUUUGAAGUUUGAAGUGUUCCCUGUGUUUUUUAAUAGAUGGCGGAACCUCGCGCUGAGAUAAUCUCAAGUGGACACUUCAAACGUUAGAAACAUGAUGAUACUGAUCGUAAAGAUAUUUUGGAAGCUGAAACUGAAUGAAUUUAGUAUUCAUCGAUCACCGAGCCCGUAAACAUGUUAGGUUUGAGCAGUUAUUAUUAAAACGACUUGUUAACGAAAAUUGUGAAGAACCGCUUUGCAAAAUUCUGGCUGUUCCUUCGGACUCUUACUUGCGUGAAAGACUCACGAUCACUAUUGCAACCCUAAAAGGUUUCAGAUAAGAUGGCGAACUUUUUAGUGACUCUAAUGUCCUGUCUCCUCACGAUGGUCUCCGCCCACAAAAUAUUGAUUUUCCAGCCGACUCCAUCGAUUAGUCAUCAGCAACCAGCGAUGGGUUUAACAGAAGCUCUAGUGAAGAAAGGCCACGACGUUUAUGUCCUAAGCCCAAAUGUUGUCCCGGGAUUGGAAAAAAAUUACACGCACUUCGACUUUUCAUGGCUGCUCGCAGGCGCUCAAGAAAACGCCACGAAUCAAGGUGUUAAUUUGCAACAAGAAUUUACCAGCGUGUUCAAGUGGAUUCCGUUUUGGGAAGUGUAUGCUGGAAUGGUGCGGCACAUGUUCGGCAGCGACACGAUGAAGCAUUUUUUCAAACGGGUCCAAGACGACAAGCUGUCGUUCGACGUCGUCAUCGUGGAGUCCUUCCUCAUCCCGUACGGCGUCGCCCUCGCCCGCCUCGUCGCCGUCAACAAACCCGUCAUCUCGCUGGCCUCGAUGACGGGCGGCGAUUUCUACGACGAGGACGCCAUCGGGAACAUCAAGCACCUCUCCUUCUCCCCGUCGAUGCUCAGCCCCUACACCGACCGGAUGAGCUUGUGGCAGCGCUUGGAGAACUGGGUCGUGCACCACUACAUCUCGCGGAGGCUCCGGGACAUCGUCGAAAACUCGGCCAGGGAUUAUUUCCGGGAGACGCGCGGGCCUGACGGGGAGGCCCUCGUGGAGGGUUGCUGGAGGAACAUCAGUCUCGCCCUCAUCUCGUCCAACGCCCUCUAUUACUAUCCGAGGCCCGUUUCGCCCAACGUUGUGGAAGUCGGACCCCUCCACAUCAAGGCGCCCUCCAAAUUACCCAAGAUUCUGCAGGAUUGGCUAGACGGAGCGAGUCGAGGCGUCAUCUACUUCAACCUGGGCAGCAACAUGAAAAGUGCCCAUUUACCUCGUGAUGCCGUCUCCAAUUUCCUGAGGAUCUUCAACGACCUGCCAGAGGGUUAUCGAGUUCUCUGGAAGUGGGAAGCCGAUGGUGAAUUAUUACACGAUAACAGCAUGAAUGGACAGCCGAAAAAUAACAUCCUCACUCAGAAAUGGAUACCCCAGCAGGGCGUCUUGGCUCACCCGAAGGUCAAAUUGUUCAUCACGCAGGGAGGAUGUCAAAGUUUUCAAGAAACUGUUCAUUACGGAGUGCCAACGGUAGGCGUGCCCUGGUUCGGGGACCAAGAAGUUAAUGUAGCCAAGAUGGUAGAUGCAGGGAUCGGAGCUCGCCUCCGACCCUCUGAACUGUCCUCUAUCGAUAAAAUCAAGAAAGCUAUCGAUACAGUGCUGUUCGAUCAAAGGUAUGCGGAGAAUAUGAAAAGACUUUCGCUGAUCUCGCAAGAUUUCACGAGUCGAGCGCCAGACGAAGCCGUUUUUUGGGUGGAGCACGUAGCGCAGCACGGAGGGGCCGCUCACCUGCGACCGCACACGGCCGAUACCUCCUACUUCGAAUACUUCUGUCUAGAUAUCAUCUCGAUUAUCUUAGCCGCGAGUGCUGUGAUUCUGUACUUCCUUUGGCGAGCACUUAAAUUUACAAUCUCUGCCGUGAUGUCAUCGCCUCACGACAAGCUGAAAAGCUCAUAGUUUAAUCUUUAAACCGCGGAAUAUAUGUAAAUUAUUUAUUUUUUGCUACAAUUCAUUGAUUUACAUUCUCUGCCGUGAUCUCAUCGCCUCACGACAAGCUGAAAAGGUCAUAGUUUAAUCUUUAAGCCGCGGAAUAUAUGUAAAUUAUUUACUUUUUGCUACAAUUCAUUGAUUUACAAUCUCUGUCGUGAUCUCAUCGCCUCAUGACAAGCUGAUAAGUUCAUAGUUCAAUCUUGAAGCUGCGGAAUAUUUAUAUGUAAAUUAUUUAUUUUGUGCUACAAUUCAUUGAUUUACAAUCUCUGUCGUGAUCUCAUCGCCUCAUGACAAGCUGAAAAGUUCAGUUAAAUCUUAAAGCUGCGGAAUAUACAUAUGUAAAUUAUUUAUUUUGUGCUACAAUUCAUUGAUUUACAAUCCCUGCCGUGAUCUUAUCGCCUCAUGACAAGCUGAUAAGUUCAUAGUUUAAUCUUUAAGCCGCGGAAUAGACGUAUGUAAAUUAUUA
Bemisia tabaci is the source of this 2519-nucleotide messenger RNA. Lineage: Eukaryota; Metazoa; Arthropoda; Insecta; Hemiptera; Aleyrodidae. The record is from RefSeq and is a predicted model, not a curated record.